AUGUCAAAAAGAGGAAAACUGAUUUGCCAUUUUAAAUAUCUUUUGGCAAUUAUCUUUGUGUUCUUCGGCUCAGUCAAUGCACUUAAGGAAAAUAUUGGUGCAUCUAAUCCAAUUAUUGAAGCAACUUAUGAUCUAAUGGUUCUCGUUAUUAUUCCAGUGGUCUUAACCAUUGAUAUUGAUAGUGAAAAAUUUAUUAAUGCUAGUGAAAGAAGAGAGUUAAGACACAUACUUAAAUAUUUAAAAUUAGCUCCCACUAUAGUAUUGUUUCCUUUGCAAAUUUGGUUCUGUAUUCAAUCUUACUAUUUUUUUAAUGAUGAAUUUUUUAUUAUGUACUUUAUUGCAAAGAAUAUAGUUUUAGUUUGCACUACUUUUAGUACUACUUGUAUUUCAUGUUGUUUACUUGGUUUAUUUUAUUUAAAUAAUCAUUUUAACACUUCUAAUGAUUCUAAAAAAACUCACAAGACUGAAAGAGCAUUAGUUUUUCCUUCAAUUAUUGUGAGUUUAUCAAUCUUUACUGUAGAUUUAGUCUUUCUUAUUUUAGCGGCAAAUCGAAAUGGCGAUCAAUAUGUUGAUAUGUCAACAUAUUUAUUUGUGUUAGUACCUAUUAGCGUAUCUUUUGUCGCUGGGAUGUUACUAUAUAUACAUAUUUUUAGGCACGUUGGUUCUCCAGAUGAGCAGGAAAGAAUAUGGAUUAAUAAAGGUCUAGAUUUUAAAGGCCUUAAAGAUUGGGUUGGUAAUGCAAUAAAAAGAGAACAGCUCGAAAGAGCAACGUCGAUAGUGAGCUUUUGUUCGGAAUUGAUAUUUUGCGCAAUUGUUGCACCCAGCGUUUUAUGGAUUAAGACCUAUCUUUUCUUAUCAUUUCUAUCAUAUUCAAUGAAUGAUCUUUAUUUGAAGUUGAAACAUAAACAAGAAGAUUGCGAAAAGUCAGAACAUAAGCAAAAAAAUAGCACUGCUACAUCUGACGUACAAGAAUUUGCGUAA
Dentiscutata heterogama is the source of this 981-nucleotide messenger RNA. Lineage: Eukaryota; Fungi; Glomeromycota; Glomeromycetes; Diversisporales; Gigasporaceae. The record is from the annotation of a GenBank genome assembly.